Clunio marinus is the source of this 1527-nucleotide messenger RNA. The record is from the annotation of a GenBank genome assembly. Lineage: Eukaryota; Metazoa; Arthropoda; Insecta; Diptera; Chironomidae.
GUACUAAAAUAGUGAAAAAAACUGACCGAGAAGUUCAUUUCUAAGUUAAAAGAAUUUAAGAAAUUAAAUUAUUAACACAAACUAUGCGUGAUAAAGUUAACUAAAGUUGUUAACAAGGUUUCAAUAUCUAAUGAUAAUUGAAUCUGAUGUUGCAAAGAUAAUCAAAACGAGACGAAAAUUAUGUCAUUAGACAUAAAGGAAAAAAUAAACAAAAGAUGUGAAAAAUCAUUACUCCAAGUCAAAGUUUCAAAGAUUGAUUUAGUAUACCUGAUAAACCCUGAUAAUGAAGUUAUGAGAAUGGACAGUUUAAAAAAGAAACGAAGAUGCUUACUUAUAUUUUUUAUCAUAAUUAUUCUCUCUAUAAUCGGGACCGUAUUUUUCGGCUUCUUCGCUUGCAAUGAAGAAAUGUGCGCCUUCAGUAAGAAGAAACUUCUCACAGAUCAUCACUUUCAUUUAAAUCAUAAAACUGAUAAUUUAAGUAGUCUCACAAAGCACAAAGUAGAAAAUCAUUUAAAGGGUUUAAGUUACGAUGAAGUGCUCAACGAUGAUUUUCAGAGUAAAUUUGACAUCACAAAGUUUGAUGUUAUGGUUUUUCUGCACAUACAAAAGACGGGAGGUACAAGCUUUGGAAAGCACUUAGUCAGAGAUUUAGAUCUAAAGAGAAAAUGCACGUGCCAAAGAAAAAAGAAGCGAUGUUAUUGCUUCAGACCCAAUAGAAAUGAAAAUUGGUUAUUUUCAAGAUACUCAACAGGAUGGAAGUGUGGUUUACACGCCGAUUGGACUGAAUUGACAGGCUGUGUAGAUCAAGAACUUGACAAAAAUGAAGGUGAAACCACCAAAAGAAGAUAUUUUUACAUCACUCUUCUUCGAUCUCCAAUACCAAGAUAUCUUUCCGAAUUUCGUCACGUACAAAGAGGAGCGACAUGGAAGAAUUCGAGACAUUUUUGUCUCGGACGUUCCGCAACUGCAGAAGAGCUUCCAGCUUGUUACAGCGGUGACAACUGGGUUGAUGUAACACUUGACGAAUUUGCUGAUUGUGAAAGUAACUUAGCAGCUAAUCGACAGACGAGAAUGUUAGCAGAUCUUGCAUUAGUCAACUGCUACAACAAAACUUCGAUGCCAUUACAUGAACGAAAUCGAAUUAUGCUAGCAAGUGCAAAGAGAAACUUAGCUGCGAUGUCGUUCUUUGGUCUCACCGAAUAUCAAAAGAUAUCUCAAUACAUUUUUGAAGAGACAUUUAAUCUCAGGUUCGCCAUACCAUUUGAACAGCACAAUUCAACACUUUCGAUGCAAGCAUUUGAAGGUCUCAAUCCGUUCCAAAAAAAGAAAAUAAAAGAUAUUAAUGCACUUGACAUAGAACUCUAUGAUUUUGCAAAACAAUUAAUGUUUCAAAGAUUUGAAAAGCUCAAAGCCAAAGACAAUGAUUUUGAGUUUCGAUUUUCCAAUUUAGGCAAUAUAGCAGUUAAGAAUGGAGGGACAGAAUUUAAUUGGGAGAGUAACAUUGACAAUUUGGUAUCGAUUGUAUAA